Molecule: messenger RNA, 3330 nt
Organism: Gaeumannomyces tritici R3-111a-1
Lineage: Eukaryota; Fungi; Ascomycota; Sordariomycetes; Magnaporthales; Magnaporthaceae
Exons: 1
Coding region: 527-2386 (619 amino acids)
Source: RefSeq, a predicted model, not a curated record
UUUCACACGCCCCCUCAACCCCUGACCACUGGCAAGGUUUCCCCACCAAGUCCCGGCCCAGCCCAGACGCCCAUUCGCCCUGCCCGCGACGCGAUGCUGUGUAUCUGGCCAACCCGGGCGCCGGCACGCAUUCUCCAGCGGCGUCCUAUGCAUGCCCUCGGCCCCAGAUGUUUUCUUUUCUGGCUCGAUUCGCUCGCACUGCAUGCAACACUGCAUGCAACAGCGUGCUUUAGCCUGCAUCGUGGCUCUCUUUCUCCGCCCGUCACCUGCGCCGUCUCACUCCUUCUCAAAGUGCCGCUCACCAAGCUGCAGACGAUCUUUUCCGUCUCCUCAGACGUCUGCGUAUGACUGACUGCUUCCCUCCGUCUUUCUGCCGCCUUCAUUUUCGUCUCGCGUCAUAGGCCCGCCACUCACUGCCUGUCUCGUGCCGAAUCAACUGUUCGUCCCGCCCCCAGCAAACGAGCGCUGUCACCCGGCUGCUCCAGCACCUCGAUAGUCUACGCCCGCGACUUUCCUCCGAGCCGACAUGGCCACCUCGCACGAUGAGCCGCCCACGUUCCGCCGCGACUCGCCGUCCCCGGAUCUCGCCCCGACGCCUGCCCUAGGCGCCUGCCCGGAGCUGUCCCGCUGCCUCUCCACAGCCUCCUCGGCCUCCCAUGGCUCUGAGUCGCUUGGGGGUGCCAGCGAUCUAUCGGCCCUCUCGCGUCAUUCUUCGGGUAGCUUUCAGGCGGCCUCCCGCAAAUCCGAUGUCAACCGGAGCUCCAUCAUGAGCAUGGACCGCCCCGCAGCCAAGAGGAGAGGCUACAUGCGCCCGCAGGGCACCGACUUCGCCGCUAGCGCUCGCCAGCGAGAGAGCGUCCUCAGCCUCGGAAGCAUCACUCACCUUCAGUACUACUUCGCCCGGACCGGUCUGCUCGACGGCAAGGGCGGCCAGCUCUCCCGCAAGCGAGACCGAAAGGCCCGGACACUGGACUUUUCCCAGCUUGACAGCUCUUCCUUCUUGGUCCCCAAGUCUCGUUCGGCCACCGAUGUUGACGCUAUCGCCUCUCUGGGUAGCAGCCCUGACCUUGGGCUUACUGGCCAGGGCUUCGUCGAGUCCCCCACCACCGACCAACACCCGGACGUGUUUGACGACGACAACGAUGACUUUUACAUGGACGAGUAUGACGAUCCAGACGCCGCCGGCAUGCUGCCUCCAACUGCGAGCACAUACAACCAUCGCGAGAAGCCGCUUCCGAAACCGCCUUCCAUGCAAGAGCUCCGUGUCGAACUGUCAACCGCGCUAGACACAGCUGCCAAGUCGCUGACCGAGGCGCGCACUGCCAAGGACCCAACACACAUCUCCAGCCAUACCAAGCCAGUCGAGAGCCCACAGCAGCAGGCGCAGGAGCAGGAUGGCAAGAGGUCAAGGUCACAGACAGGCGGUGGCUGGCACGAGGUUCAAGGCGUCCAUAUCCUAGAUGUCGUGACGCUGGCCAUCCGGGCCGCCAAGGUCUACUAUACCAGCCACGACCACCCGGACAGGCUCGACUCGAUCAAAUCGGAAAAGGUAGUACGGGGCGAGCUGCUAUCUGUUAUGGAUGUUCUCAAACGCAUGGCCACACGCAACUUCCUUGGUGGUAUGCGCGAGGAGGAGUUCGGCAUUAUGGAGUCGUGGAUCGCCAGCUUGCGGGAUAUGCUGCGUCGUGAAGACGAAAUCGUUGCUGCCGAGCGUGCCGAGCGCGCUGGAUGGACCUGGCUCCGUGAUGCCGAUUGGGCCGAUCCUGCCAGGCGUGUCGACCGUGAAUUCGCCUUCAUCCAGUCGCUUCUAGCUGGGGGCGGCGCUUUUGCUCUCAGCUCCAGGUCCAGGGCAAGUGGCAGCGGCGCCUACUCUCCCGGAGCCACCACUCCCCUCGCAACCACCCCUACCACAGCCACCUUCGUCCUUCCGGGACUUGUCCCCGCGUCAUCAACAGGAUCCUCGGGCGUGGUGACACCACCGCCCGAAGAGGACGAGCCCCUGCCCGCUUGGACCCCGAUCGACAGGGACGCCCCGCUGGAGUCGCAGGAGCUCCCCACGCCUUUCCUCAAGGCGAUGCAAAAUGGCCGCUGGCUGGUGCGGCUGCACAAUGCGGCGGUGCGUAAGUCGCAGCGUCGCUUUGGUGCCAUUGGGAACUACCACAUCGACACCCAGAAGCCGUAUCGUUGUGCCGACAACCUGAGAUACUGGGUGAAGGCUGCAGAGUUGCGCUGGGAGAUCCAGCUGCGCGAUGUCGACGCGCUUGCCAUAGUUUAUGACAACUCGGGCCCGGCUGUCUGGCUCGCCUUCGAGGACGCAAUCCUAGAGUGGUGUCGCAAAGUACGCGAGGAGAUUACCUCUGAGCUACGCACCUCUGGUCUUCUUUAGGGUUGCGUCAUUUUUCUCCCAGAGAUAUUCUCUUCCAUGUCCCACGGCCCAGUCAUGCCUGGCACAACUUCGUUCUUUCUCCCAACCCGCCCUGUCCCAAAAUCUCACUCGGCACCUAAUGCUUCACUUACAACUUUAAUAUCCCAUCCCUCGCAAGGGGCAACGUGCAAAGCCACGCCAAAACAUUAUGACCGAUAGGAUUCGACUUGCGCACUCACGAUAGAGCCACACCCGUUCUUCUCCUUGAAUCUUUUCUGACCUGUCAUCCGACCUUGACUUAUUUUGGCAUCAACGCCCUUUCCUUUUUUUUUCUCUAUAUCUCUCUCUCGGUCUGUCGCUGCUGGAUCCGUUUGGAUGCCUCGCUCUUUGAUCUGGGUCGAACCAAAUUGGAACUAUACGAUCAGCCCGCCCUCGGAUAUUGGCGAGCUUGCGGAUGGGGACCUCCCACGAAGGUCUAUCGACACGAACCAUACACAAACACCACUCGACUUCAAGUUCGCCCAUACUCCUGCACGCAGUUUCUUGCCUCCUGUUCUCUUCCCCCUUCACGACGGCUCUGAUCUUGUCUCGCAUAUACCCCCAGCAUUUGUUGAAGCGUCUAUCAUCACUCGACAAAAGCCUGUUCUGGUUUUAUUGGUCGGUUUAUCUUCAGCCGCAACAUGACUUUACCAUGUUCUUCUUAUUCCGUCUCGAUGAGACCUAUUUUUCUUCCGCUUUCUUUCUGUAUCCCUGUCUCUUCCUCGCGCAUCCCUAGGCCCAUUGGCGGGAUUGGCUCGGUUCAUAUCGGACUUCUUCCUUUUUUUUUUUUUUUUGUUGAUUACUCAAUUGUAUAGGAGGUUGGUAUUGGGGAGGGAGGUAACUACAUAGACAGACACCUCGGCAACAAUGACGGCAAGAUUGUCUAAGCCUGUCCCUUAAUAAAUCCAUCGUCCUACUAGAAAUGC